Pimephales promelas (fathead minnow) is the source of this 4369-nucleotide messenger RNA. It is a transcript of the gene dtx4b, whose product is annotated as deltex 4, E3 ubiquitin ligase b. Gene Ontology annotation, molecular function: zinc ion binding. Gene Ontology annotation, biological process: protein ubiquitination; Notch signaling pathway. Lineage: Eukaryota; Metazoa; Chordata; Actinopteri; Cypriniformes; Leuciscidae. The record is from RefSeq and is a predicted model, not a curated record.
UCCAGCACCAAUUCACGCAGCAUUACUCACGGCACGCAUUACUAAACUGUGAUGAUGGUGUUGGGUGUCACUUUAUCAACCCAGUGUGCGGAUCACAAAACCACGAGCUUUUCACCAGGGAUUAUUUACAUGAUCUUCGAUAAAUUACACCUUGUGCCGCAAGAAACUAACUUGGUGAGGAGAAGAAGAAGCGAAAACUGAGUGACGGUCAACGCCGGUCCGUUGACUAACUUGUUAUUUGUUGUCACUCGUGAGGAGUUGUUGAGAUCGCUUGCGACCAACCAUGGAAGAAGUGAUGAGGAUAUUCAUUUCCUGAUGAUGCGAUAAGCGUUAUCUACAUAAAUGGACACGAUGUUACAAGCCUCCGCCGUGGUCGUCUGGGAAUGGCUCAGCGAGCACGGGCGCUGGCGGCCGUACAGCCCGACCGUGUCUCACCACAUAGAGGAGGUGAUAAGAAGCGAUCCCCGCGGCGGAAGCGUCGUUCUAGGCCGAGCCGACAGCCGCCUGUCGCCCUACAUCAUCGAUCUACACUCCAUGCAUCAGUUCAGACAGGACACCGGUACGUUGAGACCAGUGCGACGGAGUUUCUAUAACCCCACCUCAGCGCCAGGCCAAGGUUGGAUAUGGGAGUGGGAAAAUGAUGCAGGUUCUUGGACAGCCUUUGACAUGGAGGUGAGCAUUGCCUUGCAAGCGGCACAGGAUCGACAGCAACCCUGUUUGGACCUGACAUCGUUGGGCUUUUGCUACUUUGUGGACUUCCAGACCAUGACCCAGAUAAACAGGCAAACGCAGCGACAGAGACGCAUCCAGAGACGCUCAGACAUGGUUUACCCACUAGUUACUGGGCCACUGCCUAAAAAUUCACUGGCUUGGGGUACUGGCUCAGGGACUGGAGGCAUGGCUAGAAAGGUUACAGCAGGUGGAGGAUCAACGGGGGCUCUUCUUGGGGUAGGCGUUUCUGGUUCUACCUUGAGUAGAAAAGGAAGUGCCGUUUACCCAAGCGGACGCUUUGUAUCAUCUCUUGCUCCUCUCGGACAGCCCUGUGCCUGCCAGCAGUGCAUGCUGGUGUUGAGUGUAAAGGCAAACGGCGCUGCAACACAGACACUGGGACGUGCAACAAAGCCAAACAGUCCAAAAUCCAACUUUGGGACACUUCCAUCCUCCUCUGUUUUAAGCUCGUAUUCUCAUACACUACCACAUGGAACAUCUUUAAAAUCCAUGCCCACGGAAGCCAAAAAUUCUGCUGCUUUUGAUCAGUCGUUGUCCCUUCUCACAUCGGCCACUGCCAAUCUCUCAAUCUCCUCUAGCCGCCAAACGCCUACAUCUUUGCCCCCAACUCUGCCAUCACAGAAUCAGCUGCCUCCAUCCACCGCAAGUUUAUCAUCUUCAGCAACGUUUGUGCCAACUGCCAUACUUGUUAACACGUCAACAAGUCCCACGCCAUCCACAGUUUUUACGUCAUCAUCUUCUUCAACGUUGGCCUCUCAGCGCUCCGUUGCCUGUGCUGCCCCUCUACCACCUCGUGCCAGUCUGGCAGGGCUUAGUCAGCCUGCUUUGCAGAGAAUUGCCAUGGCACAGUCACGAGUACUUAUUGCCUCUGGGAUACCGACAGUACCAGUGAAGAAUCUUAAUGGCUCCAGCCCUGUCCAACCGGCAUUAGCUGGUAUUACUGGUAUUCUGAUGAGUGCUGCAGGACUACCUGUAUGUUUGACCCGUCCACCAAAAUUGGUUCUGCAUCCUCCACCUGUCAGCAAAAGUGACAUCAGACCGAUUCCUGGGAUCGGGAACUGUUGCCGCAAGACCACCAAGAAACAAGCCCGCAAAGGUAAAACACCUGAGGAAGUGGUAAAGAGGUACUUGCAGAAGGUCAGGAAUCCACCAGAAGAAGAUUGCACUAUCUGUAUGGAGACUCUGUUGGGACCCUCUGGGUAUAAAGGUCCAGGUGUAGCGAGUGGUUCACGUGCUGAGUCCGUCGGACGACUGGCGCAAUGUGGGCAUCUUUAUCACCUACAGUGCCUAGUGGCCAUGUACAACAAUGGCAACAAAGAUGGCAGCCUGCAGUGUCCCACAUGUAAGACAAUAUAUGGAGUUAAGACGGGAAACCAGCCACCCGGUAAGAUGGAGUACCAUGUCAUCCCGCACUCACUUCCAGGAUACCCAGACUGCAAAACCAUUCGCAUCAUCUACAACAUACCUGCCGGGAUACAGGGUCCUGAGCAUCCAAAUCCACGGAAGCCUUUUACUGCGAGAGGAUUUCCCCGUCAUUGUUAUCUCCCAGACAAUGAAAAAGGACGAAAGGUGUUAAGGCUUUUGUUGGUGGCGUGGGACCGACGGCUGAUCUUCUCCGUGGGAACAUCCAGCACCACCGGGGAAUCAGACACCGUCAUCUGGAAUGAGGUCCAUCACAAGACAGAAUUCGGCUCCAAUCUUACUGGACAUGGCUUUCCAGAUUCUGGCUAUCUUGCUAAUGUACUAGAGGAGCUUAAAGCCCAGGGCAUCACUGAAGAUGAGGAGCAGCAGCUCUGAGAGGAUGUUUCCGAUGAUGGUGAAAGAAAAAUGAUGGUACUAGAUGUGCAUUUGAAAUGGGGAGCACAGAAAUAUGUGAUUUAAUAUGAAAAUAACUAAUGUGAUCAAUUGGUACAGAUAACUGUGUGAUUUCGCACAGAGGUACAAGUCGGUGUAUAUUCUAUAAUCUCAAUACGGAGUACUUUGGCAUGAAGUAACACAACAAUAGCACUAUUCUGAUGGGAUAAGUAUUACCUGGUGACCUCUAGCCAUUUGUAAUAAUUGCGGAGGUUGUCCGCGAUCUUAAUCCUGUGUGAAUCGGCCAUGUUUGUAAUUUGUAAAGUAAAAAUUCCCCCGCAAAUGGCCUACCAUAUUUUGUCGAACACCGAGGUCCUGUGUUAACAUUAGUUCCGUGCGAAUCGGCAUCUCUGUGAUUUGGCGGGGUCGUUUAUAAUUUUUUCAAUAGCCUAAUGUCAUCAUAUCCAGGAAAUAAGUCAGUAAAUUCGAAUAAAAUCACAGGCUUCGCCUAUCUCGUGCGAAUGCGUCACGCAAAACUUAGAUGUAGGGGGGUGAUUUCAAAUUCACACGAGGUUCCCAGAUAAUACUAAUCCCGUGCGAAUAGGGCUUAAAAUUAUAUUUGGUUAAAGGUGAAAGACAGGUUUGAAGGAAAAAGGAAAGUGUGGCAAGCAAAAAUGGGAAGUGGAGGAGACUUGUGGAUGUAGAAAAUGAGGGAAUAGAAAGACUAAGAAAAUGCUGGUUAAUGAAGCAACAGAAAUGUUUUAUUUGAGUUAAGUUAGGUUGCAGUGUGAGUUUGUGUACAUUGUGUAAAAUCAACUCUUGUGCCUCCACUAGCUGGAAACUGUUUACUGGAACUGAGAAGUAUAGUUUGCAUCUGAAUGUUUGUAUUAUCAUGCAUCAUUCCCUGUUUUCAAAAUGUAUUGAGAGCUUAUACUAUGUUUGUAAAGAUUAUGUGUGCAUGUGUUUCAGAAGUCAAAAUGGAGCAGAAAUUUUAAUAUCAAAUUGAUUUUGAAAUGAGUUUAAUGGAAACAUGAUUUAUGCUUGUUUAAAUGAAGCAUGAGAACUCUAACUAGUUGUUCUUCUUCAGAUAAUGUGAAGGUACUUGAUAUGCUCAUUAAGAAAAAAGAUGUCUGUAAUAUGUUUCAUAUAUAUUAUGAAAUAUUACCUUUUCACGGUACAGAAAUCCAAUUUGGUUUUAAGCUAAGAAGUUUAACUAUGAAUACAAUGAAUAAAUAAAUAUGUUCAACUUUAAUACUGAAAAAUAAUCAAAUUAAUAAAGAUUGAGCUGGAUACAGUGAAAUGACAAGCACUUCAUAGAGACAGUAGAUGGAUAGAUGGUUAAAGAGAUCCCUAGGGGUCAGUUUAGUAAUUGUUUGCCAAAAUGAUUUUCGCAAACUCAACAUAUUUGGAAUAAAAUAUGAUUUAGCUCUUUUUAACUGUUCUUUACUGACAUGUACCCUGUUUUUAGGCCAGUCUGUAUGUUAGGUCAAUUAUUGACCUGUUUUAUAAUAAUCAACUUCUUAUGACCUAAAGAACAUGCCACUGUUUGGCAUGUGUGUAUCUGCAUGUGGAUUGCCCAUGCAUCAUUUGUAUGCCUGCAUUUGUGCGUGAUUAAACAAAAGAGUGUAUGCCAUGCAUCCACCACCCAGAGGGAUGGUGUGUUGCUCAUCUGUUUAAUAUUUUUUUUUUCAUGUAUUUUUCUUUUAAAUUGAUGUUUUCUUCUAUUUUCAUAGUUUACAAUAUUUUAAUGUUUCAUAUUGAGAACUUUUAUACUCAAAGGUGAGCCUCAACUGUUUUUGGUUUCUUUUUUCCUUCCUACAUAAUAAAAGCCAUUUUUGAUAAGCCA